UUGUGGUGGCACGAGAAGGUUUAUAUGUGUCGAAAAUCAAUGGAGCUCAGUUAUCGAAUGAUACCUUAUAUCGAGAAUGAUGAACCUAUCAUAACCAAUGUUAUACGCUAUAUAGAAGAUGUAAGCCAUUGCUUCAAGCAGCAAGAUUUGGAUCGUUUUCAAUCAAUAGAAUAUACCGAGUUUUUCUAUACACCCACUAUAAAUACUAUGACAUUCGAUAGAGAAACCAUCAAACGAUUGAUUCAAAUCAUCAUGGCUUUAUUUCUAAAGCAUACAACACACUUCCCGCCUGGUUUAGAAGCAUUAGCCAACACGAUAUCAACAAGUAUCCGUCCAAUCGAACUGUUGUUCAACAUGUGUUGUGCUAAUGAUGAUGAUACAACGCAAUUGCUAGACACUGUACUCACUGUCUAUCAACAAGACAUGUACUGUAUGACGCUUUUACAGCACAUUCAAGUCAAUCCACACUCACUUUUCCUGUUCUUUUUACAACAAUGCGGUUCAACACACGAUAUCUUGAUUGACUCGCUGUUGAAUGAUUCAGACUUCUUGGCUUAUUUCUAUCGUUAUGUUGUCUAUGCACACCAAGACAUUCACCAGUUUUAUGCAGCACUUGUGGUGUUGGAUAUGGUCAAUCCAUUCAGAUGGAUCCUAAGAGACACAGUGCGUGUCUUACAAGGAGACGGAUUCCCAUACAACACAAAACCCUUGAUAAGGCGCUUGUGUAUGUUACAAGAACAAUUGUUAUCUUUA
This is a messenger RNA of Gilbertella persicaria, 753 nucleotides long. RefSeq lists its product as uncharacterized. The transcript has 2 exons. The annotation marks the transcript as partial. Lineage: Eukaryota; Fungi; Mucoromycota; Mucoromycetes; Mucorales; Choanephoraceae. The record is from RefSeq and is a predicted model, not a curated record.